This is a messenger RNA of Trachemys scripta elegans, 1766 nucleotides long. It is a transcript of the gene CLRN1, whose product is annotated as clarin 1. The record is from RefSeq and is a predicted model, not a curated record. NCBI's taxonomy places the organism in Eukaryota, Metazoa, Chordata, Testudines, Emydidae. Gene Ontology annotation, biological process: equilibrioception; sensory perception of sound. The transcript is spliced from 3 exons. The coding region runs from base 164 to 916 and encodes 250 amino acids.
UACUUAGCAUUAUAGCAGCAUACUAGUACUAUGAGGGGAUGGGCUAUCACUGAGUUGAAAUUGCAGUUUUCGGGUUGGAUAGUAUGUCCGCUUUGCUGAUGUGAUGAAGAUCGUUUUGCUCUCUUAUUAAAAGUUUUGUUCCUUCCCUAGAAAGGACUUUGCCAUGCCAGCCCAACAGAAGAAAGUCAUAUUUUGCAUAGCUGGGGUGUUAAGCUUUGCUUGUGCUCUAGGCAUUGCAGCAGCUGUCGGAACUCAAUUAUGGAUCAAAGGAACAAUACUGUGCAAAACUGGAGCUCUGCUUGUCAACGCUACAGGACCAGAACUGGAGAAGUUUAUUGGUGAAAUUCAGUAUGGGCUUUUCUAUGGGGAGCGUGUUAGACAAUGUGGGCUAGGAGGGAGACCUUUUCGAUUUUCAUUUUUUCCAGAUUUGCUCAAAAUUAUCCCUGCAAGUAUCCAUGUAAGUGUCAUUCUCUUCUGUACAGUACUGAUAGUCUUUGCUCUGGUGGGAACAGGUUUCUUCAUGUACAAUGCAUUUGGCAAUCCCUAUGAAACUCUGCAUGGUCCAGUAGGGUUAUAUCUUUGGAGCUUCAUUUCAUAUUUGUUGUUGGGAAAUUGUUGGAGCAGUGAUGUUUCUUGUUCUAUUUCAGGUUCUUGCAGUUGUCUCAUCAUGAUACUAUUUUCUUCAGAAGUGAAAAUUCACCACCUCUCUGAGAAAAUUGCAAAUUACAAAGAGGGAAGUUUCAUCUUUAAAACUCACAAUGAACAAUUUCAGGAUUCAUUCUGGAUCAUCCUGAUUUGCUCCUUGGUGCACUUUCUGAAUGUUUUGCUAAUACGGCUUGCUGGAUUUGAAUUUCCUUUUUCAAAAUCUAAAGAGUCAGAGACAACAACUACUGGAGCAGCUGAUCUCAUGUACUAGCCUGAUGUCAAUUUUUAAUAACAUUUCAAGCAAAAGGGUUAAUCUCAGCCACUUUCAACAAUGUUGAAAUAUAUCUGGUUUUACAUGAUUAAUUUGAAAGAUAUUAAAAUCAAGAAGAGAUCUAAAAUAAAUGUCACCACAGUAAAUACAAUAAAAGCAUAGUAUGCAUGGUCCUCAUUAGGACUAGAUCAAGAUAUCCUUACUCCCAUCACUUACCUUAUGACAGUAAUUCCAUUUGUUUUAAUGGGAUGAUGAGAGAAAUAACGUAUAACAGUGAUCUGAGCCCUAUGUACUUUAAUAAUGGAGGAAGACAAACAUAUAGGCAAACAUUUCCACCAGCAGUACAGCAUUUGCUUAUAUCCAGUGGUGUAUUGGAAUGACUACUACUACUGUAGUAUGUAUGUAUCAAGACUGGACUAAGAAUUCCACUCCGGCCAACAAAUGAAGAGUGGUGAUUGCACCAUAAAGCUGCAAACACCAAAUGAAAGAAAACAGAAUGUAUUGUUGUAGCUUAAGUAACAAAUUUAGGGCUCCUACCUGCAAAAUAAGGAGAUGAAUUCUCUCUCUCAAGUACAAUGACCAUGAGUUAUGCUCAAAAACAUGCUCGGGGGCAGGGGCGGUUAUUCCAAACAGAAGGGGCGGGGGGUGGAAAUCUACAGAAUAUGUAACCAAACUAGAAGGCUGCAUACCCAAUUGAUUUCUGUGCCUUAAUAGUUACAAGUGCUCCAUAUUUUAGGGUCCAGUGGGAGUUGAGUAUUCAGCACCUCCCAGGCUUUCUGAGUACCUUGCACUAUUGAGUCCAUAAAAGAGAGACUGUCCUAUAACAUUAUAUGCCUCCAUCCCUCCUAAA